AGAGUCGCCUUCCUCCACUUCCUCUCCAUCUACAGCUCUGUUCACCCGUGUCGGACAUCCAAUUACCACUUAACAAUAUCAGCCACUUUUUACACUGCAACCAUGUCCAACCUGGAGACAGCCAUGGCCCUCCUAAUGAAGACCUUUGACACCUACGCUGGUGCUGAUGGCCGUAAGGACUCACUAAGCAAAGCUGAGGUCAAGACUUUGCUGGAGAAGGAGAUGCCGGGACUGCUCAAGGCAGCGAAGAACCAAUGUGAGGUGGACAAGCUGAUCCAAGGUCUGGAUUUUAACGGAGACUCUGAGGUGGACUUCAGUGAAUUUGUUGUGUUGGUAGCUGCUGUAACCUGCGCCUGCCACGACCGCUGUUCCAAGUGAGCACACCCCAAGGUGGGGACAGAUGGCGCCAGCAAAGAGAUAAAAGUCCCUGUGGUGACUGUUUGGUUUAUCACCUAAAUUAAAUGAUUAACUUACCAUUUA
Messenger RNA from Labrus mixtus (cuckoo wrasse), 480 nucleotides. Its product is annotated as protein S100-P-like. Gene Ontology annotation, molecular function: calcium ion binding; transition metal ion binding. NCBI's taxonomy places the organism in Eukaryota, Metazoa, Chordata, Actinopteri, Labriformes, Labridae. The record is from RefSeq and is a predicted model, not a curated record. Gene Ontology annotation, biological process: endothelial cell migration. The transcript is spliced from 2 exons. Gene Ontology annotation, cellular component: extracellular exosome; cytoplasm. The coding region runs from base 103 to 378 and encodes 91 amino acids.